AUGGCUAUUAUGAGGACAAACGAUAGAUCCUGCAGUGAACUUGUGAAUGCUCUGUUAAGUGCAUGUACCAACACACUAACAUCUGUUGGCCUUACAUGGAAGCAGCGUUGGGAUGGGUCACUUUAUGAAAUAUUAGCCACAGAAUAUGGUCUUAGUGGCCUACCUAUGGAAUUGGUCAUGUAUGAGUGGCCUAGAUCUGUUCUUUCUUUGUGGCAGCGUGCACCUGUCAAUUCAAAAUUAAAUGAUUCAAAUGAGCUAACACAUGCUACACCUUUCCCUCCAACUGCACCAGCAUUGGUUGCUUAUAAAUUAGCUGCUGCUUACGGGAACGGGCUUAGCGAAGUGAAAUCAAUGCAAAAUUCUGAUAGCCAGCAGCAAAAAAUCUCAAACAUCGAUUCAGAAGUUUUCAAAAGUGAUUAUGCAAGCACGAAUAUAAGCGAGUUCUCUGCAGCGGAUGAAUUGGAUUGGCUUGAGCUUUUUAAUUUAUCAGAUUAUGGGAAGGAGUCAUUUGAAAAUAGUAACGAAGUUUCAACAAACCCCAUCAUAUAUCCUCCAAAUACAAAAGUAGCAGCCAGUCGGUUUUCUGCAAAUUGUGCCUCCAGUUCUCAACGUGAUUGUAAAUAUCAAACACUAGUAACAGCUACACAAUUAAGCGGUUUAUUUGAGACAGAGCCAUUAACUUUCACUAUUAUAUGUGCUUCAGAUCAUGUCAAAAUGGAAAAUUCUGAGACUGGAACUGUGACAGAAAUUGGUUGUACACUAGCACCAAUUGGUCAUACAGAAAAUGAAGGAUCAGUACCUCUCAAAAUUAUGGAUAUCAGUCGAACCAUAUCAAAUGAAAUACCAAGUUAUGUGGUCGGAAAUGAUUCCGUAUCUCGAAAACCAGGAUUGCAAGAUUUAAGCGCAGAUCUAAAUGCUCGUAUGACGCUUAUUGCCAUGGAGCAAGCGGAAACAAAGGAAGGUUCUGCGGUUGGGAAUAGUGAUCAUAAUAUGCAAACAUCUAAAACCACUACUGCGGGAAAUGUUGAUACUGUUCCACAAGGUUUCGCUACUCAGGGAUCAUCAGCAAGCACAUUUGGUAUUCCAACUACACCGAAAACGACACCUUUCAUGACUCCGACUCCUCUCUCCCCUUCUCAUCUUUCACCCACAAACUCAGGGCCAGAUUUAGAUUAUGUGAUGGAAACUGAGCCAACGAAUUUGAUGUUAUUUCAUGUGGUUUCGCACAAUCUGAAUGAAGGGCUUCAUGAAAAUAAUAGUCGAGGAAAUGAUUUACGUUCACAAAUUCCAUCAUUUAUACCUGCAUUUUCUACUGAAACUUUUAAAAUGCCAUCACAAAAAGUUUUGUUGAUGGAAAGAGUCAGUUUUGGCUCUAAAAAAUUUGUUAUAUUGGAUUUUGGAGCACCAGUUCUCUUGACUGACUUUUUUAUUCCAUCAGUAGCAGAAUUGGCAGCAAUUUCUAUAAAUGUAUGGCUCUUGGGCGAAAAUGUUGAUGGACAAAGAUUAUUAAUGACAACUGAUAUUUGUCGGAGAAGCAUUGCAAUACAAGAUCUACAACCUUUAAUGCGAAUUCGGUUUAUGAAAAUAACUUAUGUGGGACGGCAGCUCCACAAUUCUUGUAAGAUACCUAUUGGUAUGUUUUUCGGACAUCGUUACUUUUCAUCAUGGCAAAUUCACUCAUCUCCAUUCAUGCAGAAAGAGUAUUUCACUCAUUACUCGUCAAACAACCAGAUUCAACAAAGAAAAACAGCAGCUAUAGUAAAUCAGUUGAGACAGCUUUGUGAAGAUUUGCGCUGUAGACAUCAGCUUGCUAACGCGGAGUUACGCCGUUUAGUAAAUGAAUUUGCCCGUGAGGAUGAAGUAAAGCAAAUAUACCGUGAAUGCGCUGAAAUCAGUCUGCAGUGGAAUGUUGUAGUGAGAUUGGUUCACCGUUUGGAGCUGGAUCAUGUAUUGUCAUGUGAUUCUGAUCAAAGUUUGGAGAAUGUCUUAUAUGGGAAUUGGGAUAACUGCUGUCCAGAUCAACUACAAACCAUCGCAGUUGAAUUGUUUGCUCUAAUAACUCAAGCAACUCACUUAAUUGAUGUGCGAGCAAUCGCAGUGGAAACAUUUGCCUCUGAUCAUAAACUUGUAGACCAGAGCUGUCAUCCUAGUGAAGCAAAAUAUGCCCGACUGAAAAGUAAAAAAGCUCAAAGGAUAAUUGUAACUCCAUCAUUUACUGAAGACGUUGUUUUGCAACCGAAAUUCAAUUUGGAUAAUGCUGUUACAUUUUUUGUCCUGUUUUGCAUUCCAGCCGUACCAAAACUACAGGUUGGCUGCAUCACCUGGCUUUUCUAUCAUGGUUCUGAAUGUGAUUGGUGGCCUUUAUUUUUUCCUCGUGUUUUGAAAGAAAUCCUUUCUGCACAAUUUAAAAAGAAUGACCAUAGGUAUGGCGCUGCUAUUAUACUUGAACUUUUCAAUCUCAUCAAUGAAGUAGCAAAUAGUGUUUUAAAUUAUGAAACAGUCAAGUAUCAUUCUCAACCCAAGCUUAAUGUUACCUUACUUUGUUGGUCACUAAUGCUUGUUUCGAGUGCAUUCGACGUUGUCGCUUCCAGCAAAAAGAAAAGUGAUCGUUGGACAUUCAUUGGAGGAGAGUCUUCACGAAAAACAUCAAACGAACAUGACAGUUCUAGUCUAAAAGUCCAUAAAAAGAAAGGGCAUAAAUUUGGUAACGGAAAUGAAAAGCAACCAGAACUUGUAAAAAACAGUAACUCUAAGACCUUGAAAACUGAACUCGACUCAUUAUGGGACAAGCACUUUAAAGUGAUGGAAGCAAUGAAAGCAGCGAAAAUGAAGAUGUCUAAGGCUUUAAGUGCCAAAAUACAAAAGAAAAUUGAGGUGGGAAAGAAAGUUAACAGUUCACCCCCACAUAAGAUGAGUUCGGCUCCAGCUGCUAGCGACAAGACAGUGGAGCUGACUCAGUUAGAAAACAAGCUCUUGGCAUUCUUUGCUGAGGAGGAAGCUGAAGAAAUUAUGAAUGAGUAUUAUUUGGCCCCGGCACAAGCAAACGAUUUAGGUUCCGUCGAUUCAUCCGAGUCAGCUUUAAAAAAGGCAAUAUCAGGAGCUAACAAGAAUCAUUCGCGAUCUUGUCGAUCUAGAAGAUAUAAUAUUCGUUUAAAGCUCCCAGUUCAGUCAUGUGCAGAAGUUACAAAAAAUUUGGCCUCCUUACUGUGCAAUUUCAAUCAGGAAAUCCCAAUUCUGCCCAAAUUAUUGAUUUGCAAGAUUGUUGCACGCAUAUGCAUUGGCGUUUCUCACCAUACUAUUCCUUUAGUUUAUGUAUUGGAAGGUCAAAUUGACAAAUUUAUAAGGAUAGGAUUGGAAGAACACAGGACUGGUUUGUUGAAGUAUGCAAUAUUGCACUCGAUUUUGGAUGUUAUUGAAUCAGAAUCUCGUGCUAUUGCUAAAUCAUCUGUAUCAUCAGAAAAGCAAAUUAAAAAAGAGGGCGAUUCAAUACUCGAAGUGGAAGAAGAAUUGGAUGUGCUUUGUAUGCGUUAUACUGGAUGUCAUUUUGUUGAUCUUGCUUUCCAAGCAAAAUCCAAGAAUGACGCUUCUGAAGAUGUAGAAGGGCGAAAAUCGACUGGUAUCACGGCAAUUGUUUGUUGUCUUCCUGACGUGUUCAGCUCAGCGAAAACAUCUCCAGCCUUCAGUAUCGCAAAUUAUGAUGAGCAGCCGGAAUUAGGUUCAGAACAGUUAGAUCUGUUGAUAUCUCAGGCAUUGUUCAAUACUAGACAAGCAGUUAUACCAAAUGGUCCCAGUGAUGAAAUUCGAAUUCAUACUUACCGAACAAAGGCUAGAGAAAUUAUCAAGGAAAAGCUUUCUAAGGGCGAGAAAUUUUACUAUUUGUUUCGCUGGAUAGACGAUCUGCUAGAGAUAGAGGAACAAGCUGCUCGAUCUUGCAACGGUGAUCCAGAAACAUACGUAAAAAUGUUGAAUAGUCAGAUCUUACCGAGCAGUUCUUAUGAAGAACUCACAACUGUAUCAAAAUCUGCAUUUCUGGCUUGUUGUUUAUCAGAAUACCUAUACUCUAUGAAUGACCAACGAUGCGAAGAGUCAGUGCAUGGUUUUGGAAGUUGUUCCCCGGUAACAGGACCGAGAUCAAGCUCACCUUCAUCUUCCGGUUCUCCAAGAUCUCAUACAGAUGUGGAAAUGAAAGAAAGUGAGACAAAAAGCAUGCGGAGUGGUGAAGCUAUAAAAAUGUCCAAGAAUUUGGAUGACUUUGCCAAUUUGAUUUCUCAUAGUAUCACUGAAGCAUUAAGUUCUCCUUCUGAUUACAAUCUUCUCGAAGCUCAAUCUUCAAAAGUUUCGACUUCAGCUGCAAGUCCUUCUGCAGAAGAGCAGUGCUCUUCGGCUACCUCUAGUUUGUCAAAAAGUAAGAUAAGAAGAGCCAUAGAAAAAUGGGUCCCAACGAAAUGGAUGGCUAAAAUAGCUUUGAAUAAAGAAGAAUAUAUGGAGCAUAUAAUGGCUAGCUUUCUGAGUGAAUUACGAUUGACAAAAAAUAAUGUCUUGGUACAGCCUUGUUCUUUUUCAUAUGCGGAAUUCUUAGGUCAGCAGUUAGGUUUAAGUCAACAUAUCUGUUGCAUGAAUAUUGAUUUUCUUGCUGACCUGAUUACAAGGUAUUCUGUUCGAGAUCUUAGCAAAUGGAAAGUUUGUCUCCCACCUAAACUUCAACUUUCUGAUAACGAGAUUGUGCGCAAACAAAUAGGAGGAACUCUUAAGGCAGCCAAUAUUGCUCUGGGACGAUUUAUUGAGUCUAUAUCAUCAAGCGACUCUGUUGAAUUUGUGCAGAGACUUUUGAAUUUCUGCUUGGAUUUUGAUUCAGGACUUAUUCAUGCUACAAGAAAGUUGCCCACAACUAAUCAUCACUGCGUCCUUCCUGCUAAUUGCAUAACAUCUGUUGUAAACUACGCAGUAAUGUCAAAUUCACUUCCUGAACAUAUGUGGGCAGUUGUAUUGAAGAUAUUGGAUCUCAUUAUGAAGAAUAACAUUGGUCCUUCUACCGUAAAUGCCUUCAAAAAUUUUUCCAGACGACUCCAUGAGACGUCUGAUAUUGCUCUUCGAAGUGUUCUAUGCGUCAAAAUUCUCAGCAUUCUUCGACAUAUUUCUUCAGAACAGAGUGAUUUGAUUAAUUUUUUCUAUCCAAAUGACUGUUUGGUUGAAUUGCUGAGUAUUAUGUUGAAUUACACGGAUGACUAUGCCAGCGUAGCACCUCAAGAACUUGCUAGCUAUAUUUCAUCAUCGAUUCACGCAGCGUGUAACUUCAUCAAUCAAUUUAAAGCAUCUAAAGGCUGCAUAACACUAAUUUCUGCAGAUUCCUAUUAUCGACCGAACGUCUGCUUUCAGAUUACAUUAAAAAACGGUACAAAUGAAAAUGGUGACGCAUGGCCACAGCAGUCUGAAAUGUUGGGGCAUUACGGAGCUCUCUGGGCUCAUCAACAUCUUGAUUCAAAGAGGUCUGCUGCACCUGGUAGCGAGUCAUCAAGUUCUUGCCCUUGGCUUUCUCGUCGUCAGUAUCAGUCAAAUAUAUUUUGUGAGAUAGCUCGUUAUAUGGAUCGUUCAACAAAAGUGUCUGAUUAUUUAGUGCGCAAUUUUCCUGCAGCUAUCGAGAAAUUAUUUGAAAUUGUUGCAUCAUGUGAAAGUGCAGUUCCGGAUAUAAACUUAAUUUCGAUGGAAAACUGGACCUGCGUAACUUUAGGUGAUCAUGCGCUAUUUAUUUUAUUGAAAAUAUCACAAGAGACACUUGAAACUAAACUCUUCUGUGAAAUAGCUGUGAGAGCAAUAAAUCAAUGCACGAAUCCACUCAGUAGUUCAAUUUCGAAGCCUCUUGCAUUUGCCUUCGUACAAGUGCUAAAGCAUAAGUAUAACCAAGCAUGGUUUGCCAGACUUGGGGGUCAUUUAAUCGUAGCGCGUGAAUUGGAGCGUUCUAUAUUGUCAUCAGCAAAUGAUUGGACAGCUCCGGUCACUGCGUCGCUGAUGCGACAGCUUGCUUCACUUUCUGCUCAAGUAGCUGGAAGUAGCAAUCAAGGAUGGCCAACGUCAAAGUUACUUGCAGAUGGGCGAGUAGAUGCUCUACAAAAUUAUGCGCCAUAUUGUAAACGUGCGAUAAGUUCUGAUAGAGCUCCGAACGUUUGCGGACAACUGUCGUCGCUUAUUGGCAUUGCUGUACCACGUCGUACUCGCUCCGCUAAUUGGAGUUAUCAUUUUACUGAAGGUGGUGGCGAAUGGUUUGAUAUCACUCUGACUCUACCUCACCAUAUUAUUUUGCACGAAAUACAAAUACGACCUCAUGUUCCUGCUCUUAGCACAGCUCCUGCGGCAGUUCAUCUUGAGCUAUGUUCGGACGCGUCUUUAAAUCAGUGGUGUAAUGUAGGCGCACCACUUAACACUACGGGAUAUAGCAAAAUUCGCAUUUCUACUGAGUCAUUUAAACUACCUGUCAUUGCUGUGCGCUUGUAUCUCAAAAAACCACUAGACUCACCAAAUUUAUCUUUGUCACAAAUAUUGCUAUUUGGAAUGGAUUUUACCAGUUCCUUGUCUCGAACCUGUACAAAAAAUACAGAUUUUGUGCAGUGGCUGUCCAUUAUGGUGCAGUUAUGUAAUUUCAAAAAGCGCUUCAUAUGGCAGUGUGCACCAGAACUUCCACGUGCAGUUAUAGCUCUUUUUUUGGGCCGUCCUCUUUCUUGUCUGAUUUACUAUCGGGUCACAGAGUUGCUUAAUCACUUGGACGAUGAACAAGAAGAACUACAUUCUGUUAUUAAUUUAGUUUUCCACUAUACAGGUCAAGGUAAUAUUGUUACGAACGAAUCUUUGGAAUGGCUUCCAGAUCUGCUUUUUACUCUUUGUGCACGAAAGUCAACACGACAAGCAGAUCACGAAAUAUCUAUUAUCAAACAGGGUCAACUUCUUCGUGGUGUUGUUUCUUUUAUUACUUCACAGAACUGCAAGAAAUCAUCCCGAGAUGUGAUUGCUGUUUUGAUUUGGACUGCUUCUUGCGUUAUUUGGCAUAAUAUUAAUGUGGAAGAGCGUCGUUUUGCUACGUUGGCUAUAUGCAUGGAUUUAGCUCCGCAUUUACUGCCAUUCCUUUGUGAAAUGUCAGUCGAUACUAGUGAACACUGUAAUGAUACAUUAGCGAAAUCGGCUUCUUGGAUGCUAUGUUCCCUAGUGCGUGGUGCUCCGUACUUGUUAGGAACUGUAUUGAAAGAAAUUGGAUUGCUAGAUGGAAAUAAUAAACCGACAAAAGAUAACAUAACUCACGAUGCGUUCUGUGUGGUUCAGCGCAUGUGCCAAUCUAAAACUGCCAUCUCGAAACUUCAUUCAUUUGGUUUAUUCGAAAACUGGAUUGAGUUGAUUAUUACAUACAGUGAAGAAGCGAGCAUGGCUCAUAUGUCAUUAUUGGUCUCCAUGGUUCGAUGUAUAGCUUCUUUAUGUUGCAUUGAAGAUGUUGUCAAAUCUUUGGAUUCUAUCGGUGGUUUUCGUUUUUUUAAUUCCCUUAUUAAAUGCGUUGUUCGGUGUACUUCAUUACCUGGCGACAUGGUUCGUUCAUCAAAUAAACAAAGCAUCAAAUUGGAAGAAGCAACAAUCAGUUUACUUUCGCAAUGUAUAACUGUUAAUGGAGCCCAUCGUGAGCGCAUUGCUCAUGUGCUGUGCUCUUUACUUAAAAGCAUUGGCAGUUUGAAUAGUGCCAUUCAGCAGAUGGUCUUAAAAUGUAUUUUUGAUGAUGAGGUACUUCCUGUGAAAGUAGUUGAUGAAGAUAAUACCUCAAUUUGCUUUUUGUCGUUCGACAUUCCAAAUCGCAUUCUUCAUCCAUUCUUUGGUUGCACGCGUAGAGAACGCUUCUUAAAAGUAUCCUUAUAUACUUCUUUAGACGAAAUAACUGCAUUAUCUGAGCAUAAAAAUUCAACUGACUUGCAUCAGCUUGGGAAACUUCCUGCAUCCGCACUUGAUUCUCCUCAAUUAUCAUCUGUUCUGAAUAAUGAAGCAAAGUUACCUCAUCCAUUUUCUCGCCUAACACUCAAGAAUGGGGAUGGUGUGACACAUAUGGAAGGAAGCUGGAAAGUCGGGCAACUUCUAGGAGAUCUGUUUACUUCUGGCCGUUUGACUUGCUCAGCAUGGAAGUUAAAAAUGGAGGGUAAAGAUGUCCUGAGAUCAUUGAUUGGAGACAGUGCUGAUGGCUUCUAUACUCUUGUUCUAUCGUUUGUCGUACGUUCAGCUCGAUUUACUCAAGAUUCGUUGGAACCAAAAACCACGUCGUACGAGAAGCCAAAAAUAACCCUCACUGAGCAGACAUCAACUCUGCAGUAUUUCGCACGAGCAAAUGGCCUGGCACUUCUGGCUCAACAUUUGCAACUUCAUCAUCCUACAGCGAAUACUCCACCUGCUACUUCCUCAUCUAGUAAGGCAGCAAGAAAGCCAGCCGAUCAGCCAUGGUUAAUGGAAAUACCGGAUUCAUUUGCUGCAGCAGAGCUUGUGCCUCAUUGUUAUGCUUGUCCAACAUCGAUUUUUUCUUCCGAAUCUGCAACUGGAGAACCAGUUUAUAGUAGCUUAUAUGUACCUGUUUUUGGCGGUGAGACUGAUCAUAAUUAUGAAGACUUCGAAUACAUCGAAACUGUUGCAUCAGCAGAUGCCAAAGGAUGGACGUAUUAUCCUUUGUUCUCGCAGACAGAUAACUUUGGAAAUUAUGUGUUGCCAAAAAAAUCCCGAAGAGAUAUUUCCCAACAGAAUAAUCGGGUAUUACCUACGGGAUUAUCCUCGUAUGUGAUUGUGGCUUUCAGUAUUUUUUUAAAAUUGGAAGGAUAUGCAGAAUUAUUAGUAACUUAUGAUCGUGGACGUGCUAAAAACCUUCUACGAUUAGCGAUGGGUGUUGUCACUCAUGAAACAUCAGCGGUAAGGAAAUCAAAUAUAUUUCAUAAAAUUGUUCACUUUAAAUCGCAGUCGGAUCAGAAAUCGGAUCACGAAAAUCUUGGUUCAUUACCAUUUUUAGUUUUGGAGCAGUUAUUCAAUAAGUUUUCGACGGAUACACUCGCUGGGAAAUCAUUAAGAGAAGAUGCAAUAACAUUCGGAGUUUUGGAUGUUUUAUUAGAUUGUUUGGCUCACUACACACAUCAAAAACAUAAGGAAGAAACUAUAAGACCAAUGUCUUUCCCGCCAGCUCCGGAGGCGGCUGUGUUAUUUCGAAAAUUAUUGCAAGGCUCGAUGGAAACAGAACCGUUACAGAAUGAGAGAACCAAUCAUGGCAAGACUAGAGGUGAACGCGUAAAUAGUUUUGGGAGUUCAGAAUCAACAGUUGGACCUACUUCUACUGCGCAACACUCCUUCUGGGCUAAGGGCACUGGAUUUGGAAGUGGCACUACGCAGCAGCAAUGGAAUGUUGAUUUGCACGUUAUGAAGAGAAAGCAAGACGAACAGAAUGUUACUUAUUUGUUGCGGGUACUAUCGAGCUUUAUACAUCCAAAAAUCAGUGAAUAUCUUAAAAUGCAGCUUACUACCGCAUCUGUGAUUAAUCACUCCAUAUUUGCUCCUCUGACGUCUUUGGAUUCGAAUGAUAUGGAGUUCUGUGUUCAGAACACUGAUGUGAUGCUACCAUCGCUUCAUUCAGAUUCAUCGGUUCAGGAUCUAUCAGAAGAGGUUACACCAAUUGUUUCAUCAAGUUUUAGAGAUUGGUCUCUAAACUCAGCAAUAGUAAAAAUGAUAUCUCGUUCUUGUUUGCUACCAACUAUUAAAGCAUAUCUUCGAAAUGAUUCUGGUGUGAAAGAGGUACCAGAAAGUUCACCAAGUGAUGAAAAAGAUGCAAUUACAGAUGAGGAGAAAUAUAUCAAGGUUAUGAAGAAGUUGCAGUUCGAAACUAUACCAUUCUUCGCAGAAAACUCGUUCAUUCCUUAUCAUUAUGAAAGCUCGCUUACCUCCGUUGGUACCAGUAGUUCUUUAGGGAAACGGACUAGACGAUUAGCACAAGAAAUUGUUACUUUGAGCAACUCAUUACCACUAAGUUCUAGUAGCUCUGUAUUUGUUCGCGCUUGCGAAGAGCGAUUAGAUGUAAUGAAGGUUUUAAUUACGGGUCCAGCAGAUACUCCUUAUAUGAAUGGUUGUUUCGAAUUUGAUGUAUGGUUCCCUAGUGAUUACCCAAAUUCACCUAUGCAUGUGAAUCUUGAAACAACUGGUAAUCAUACUGUUAGAUUUAACCCAAACUUAUACAAUGACGGUAAAGUAUGCUUAUCAGUGCUAAAUACUUGGCAUGGCCGUCCCGAAGAACGAUGGAAUCCAGAAACUAGUAGUUUAUUGCAGGUGAUCGUGAGCAUUCAGUCGCUUAUAUUUGUAUCAGAGCCUUAUUUUAAUGAACCUGGAUACGAGCGAUCAAAAUGUACUCAGGCGGGGCAGCAGGCAUCACGAGACUAUGAUGCUAAUAUUCGGCAGGCUGUUAUUAAAUGGGCAAUUCUCGAAAUGAUACGUCAUCCUCCGGUAGCUUUCACUGAUAUUUUGAGAAAGCAUUUUUGGUUGAAACGAAAUGAAAUUCAAUCUCAGGUAUCUAAAUGGAUUAGUGAGAUGGAACAAUCAGUGAGACAACAACGUGGAAACGGCCGGAGCCUACAUGGUCAUCUUGCAUCUAUGAAGAGGCAUGCCGCUGCAUUAGACGAUGAAUUCCGACGAAUGGAAUGCCCUGCAGAUCUCAUUGUCAACGAGUCACUUAAUCUUCAAACUGAAAGUAACUCAUCAGAAGACCAGAAUAAUGCUGAACUGCCGUUACCGAACUACGAUUUCAUACAAGAACCUCUUGAAGACAGUUUAGAAAAGUCAUCCGCUAUGGAGAUCCCUAAACUUUGA
Molecule: messenger RNA, 10851 nt
Organism: Thelazia callipaeda (thelaziosis nematode)
Lineage: Eukaryota; Metazoa; Nematoda; Chromadorea; Rhabditida; Thelaziidae
Source: the annotation of a GenBank genome assembly